This is a messenger RNA of Spodoptera exigua (beet armyworm), 1424 nucleotides long. The record is from the annotation of a GenBank genome assembly. Lineage: Eukaryota; Metazoa; Arthropoda; Insecta; Lepidoptera; Noctuidae.
AAAAAAGUCAAGUGUCAAAAAAGCUCAGAUCAACGAAAUCAAAGAGUAUGUAACCCGUCUAUACGUGAACGAAAUGACGAAAACACAAAAACAGUGAAGGCAACGACAAAAAAAUAAAAAAAAUAUAACGUCGACUUUCGAUUUUGUUGUUUUUAUGUAUGUGGUGUGUGUAUAAUUUUUAACAAGGUAUUGCUGAUCACAUUGAGGGGAAUUUAGUGUUAUUGUGUCACAAUAUUGGAUAGAAGUCAGUCAGCCAGUAUUUGACCUGGCUAUUAACAACGAACUCCCUCGAAGUUAUAGUUCAACGGGUCUAUAAACACUGAAUUGGAGACACUGUUGCCAUUCAAGAAUAUACUUUAAGCCUCUAAGGAAUACACUUUCAUUUGUACAUCGUUGGGAUCUCACUAGAUUUAAAAAAUAAAUAAAAUUGUAUUACCUCAUCAGGAAAUACUCACAUUUAUCCUCAUUUACAUUUUUGUUGCAUACAUAGUUGGUUUUUUGCCAAAAAAAGUAGUAUACAAUGGGGGAAUUUAAAUUAGGAUUUAUUGGUGGGGGUAACAUGUCCACAGCCAUCUUUAAAGGAGUCCUUAAGAGUGGUGUCCAAUCUGCAUCUGAUAUAUGGGUGUCAGGGCCCCACAUAGAAAAUCUACAACACUGGAGUGACAUGGGUGCUAAUGUUACUACAAAUAACAAAACAGUAUUUAUGAAUUGUGAUAUGAUAUUUUUAGGGAUAAAAGUAACUAAAUUAAGCGAAGUUUUUCAAAGCAUCCAGCAUCCAACGCAAUUAAAAAAAGAAGUAUUGUUUGUAUCUAUGUUACCAGGUAUUCUUAUAAAUGAUCUUCAUAAGAUGAUAAAAUAUUCGCUUCCACUCGUGAAGACUACUGUGUUACGAAUAAUGCCCAACACUCCCACCACCAUUGGAGCGGGUAUUUGUCUUUACACUCCAGACAAUGAAGUAUCAGUUGAACAAUGUUCAAGAUUUAAGAAACUUCUUAGCGGUUCUGCAUUGUGUGAGGAAAUUCCAGAAUAUUUAAUGGAUGCCUUGGGGGCACUGACUGCUUGUGCUCCAGCUUAUAUGUAUGUGGUAAUUGAAGCAUUAGCUGAUGGGGCUGUGAAGCAGGGUGUACCAAGGGCUACUGCAAUGCGUCUUGCAGCUCAGAUGGUAGUAGGUAGUGGUCAAAUGGUUCUGCAAUCUGGAAAACACCCUGGGUUACUGAAGGAUGAAGUAUGUUCACCUGGUGGCUCUACUAUUGCUGGAAUUGCUGCACUUGAGAAUGGCAAUCUAAGGGCUACUUUGAUCAACGCGAUUGAAGCAUCAACUAUUAGAAAUAAGGAGUUAGGAAACAAAUAAGUGCAUGACAAAAUAUUUUUCUAUAGUAUUAAACCAAAAAGCAUCAAACAUAAUUAAUUGAACUGAAUCUCGA